AAAUCGAUGUUUGGGUACUCCUAAAAAUAUUACUGCUUGCAACUUACGAUUUCUCAACAAUGGAACUGUUGCCUAAUUUAAACCAACAAGGAAAAGUAAUUCCGUGUAUAAGUGACGGUAAUUUUAUUGACGAAAGUGGUCUUUUUAAUGUAAAUAUACGUGGAGACUUUUUCAUGCCCAAGCAACUAUACCAUGUCAUGAAUGGUGAUAUCGAUAAGGUAAUACAAAACAUUUUAAACACACUACAAAUAGACGUCACCUCUAUGUUCGGUGUCACAGAACUUAUGUUAGCAGCUGAAUGUGGACACACAGAAAUUCUAAAGUCUCUGCUCAAAUACGGCGCAGACAUGAACAGGUCCGAGUGUCAAGGUUGGACGGCUCUGAUGUUUGCAUCCAGACACGGUAACCAUGGCAACGUGGAACGCCUGAUCAGGAAGGGAGCAGAUGUGGAGUACGCUACAGUUAACGGGGUCAACGCUUUGCUGGUGGCGGCCGAGCAUGGGAAGGUCAAGGUCGUGCGUACCCUGCUGGAGCACGGCGCCAAACUUGACUGUAUCAGACUUGACCAGUGGACUGUACUGAUGGCAGCGGUCAGCUCUGGAAACUCUGCCCUGGUUCAAAUGUUGCUGGGGAAAGACGUGGAGGUCAAUGAGGAAACGAUUGAUGGCGUCACAGCGUUGAUGGUGGCGGCUUAUUUUAGCGGCAUGGCUGUGAAACCCAAUGGUCGUUUGGUGGUAAAAAAUUCUGGUCCAUUAGACAUAAUGCAUCAGCUGAUCAAACAUGGCGCAGACGUGACGCUACAGGACAGCAAAAGAUGGACGGCGCUGAUGUACGCCUCGCAAGCUGGAGAGAUUGAAGCUGUGGAGCUGUUGCUGGGUGCAGGAGCUGAUGUUGAGCAGAUGGAUGACGACGGCAACACAGCUCUGAUGGUAGCCGCGUCCAACGGUCACGUGCAAGUCUGCGCCGCCCUCGUCAUGUCAGGGGCGGAGGUCAACGCCUGCAACAACCAAGGGGUGACGCCCCUGAUGUUUGCUGCUGGUAGAGGCGAUGAUCCAACAGUUUUAUUACUGCUAGAUAACGGUGCAGAUGUGAACCAAGCAGAUGAUGAGGGAAACACCGCCUUGAUGUUCGCGAACCACCUAAACGUUCUGGGUACUUUAAUUGACAGGGGCGCCGACAUGGAUCAGGCAGAUAAUGAUGGGUGGACGCCCCUGUUGUUGGCGGCUAGGUCUGGCAACAAACAAAACCUAACCUUUCUGUUAGACCGCGGGGUUUGUGUAAACCAGCCUCAUAUGAAAGGGUUUACUCCAGUAAUGGCGGCGGUGUAUUCUGGACGGAAAGAAAUAGCCAACUACUUAAUAGAUCGUGGUGCAGAUAUACAGUCCAGAGAUGGCCAAGGUUUUUCGUCUUUGAUGUACGCGUCACUGCAAGGUGACUCGCACAUUGUAGAGAUGUUGAUAAACAAUGGCGUCAGUGUCAACAUGGCGUCUAAAGACGGCGUCACAGCGCUAAUGUGUGCCGCUAUCUCUUCAUUAGACAACAAUAUCGAGAUUUUAAUCAGACACGGGGCUAAAGUUGACAAGACAACCAAAGAUGGCGUCACGGCUCUCAUGUUCGCCACUGGUGGAGUCAAUGUCUCUUCUGUGCAGAAACUUCUGGAUCACGGAAGUGACGUCAAUCGCUUGUCGAACAACCGGCAGACGGCGAUAAUGAUGGCGGCAAAACACGGAGCACCGUUACAAAUUCUCGAGCUGUUAAUCCAACAUGGCGCAGACGUUAAAAUUUCAGACGACAAUGGCUUGACAGUCUUAAUGUACGCUGCAAAUGAUUCUGUAGAACAGCUGCAAAAAGAAAAUAAAGAGAUUGAAAACUUGGACCCACUGUUGGUGUCUUUUCAGACGCGUACAAGCAAGGAGAUGUGCAAAGUGUUGGUUGUUUUACUUGACGCUGGGGCUGAUGCUGAUGCGUGUGAUGAGAACGGAGAGACCGCUCUGAUGCAGGCCGUGAAGGGAGGCAACAAACAGCACGUGCUGGUCUUACUGUCACGUGGUGCUGACGUCAACACCGUCUCUCGAAAUGGACGCACGGCUCUGAUGAUGGCAGCAGAGAACGGACGGAAGGAUUUCCUGCAGCUCUUGUUGUCUAGACGUGCGGACGUGAACUUGAGAGACGAGACCGGACACACGGCGCUGAUGUACGCUGCAAGCAAUGGCCAUGUUGAUAGCGUCAAGUUGUUGUUAGACCAAAAGGCAAAGAUAGAUGACGUCAAUGUUGAUGGUCAGACGGCGUUAAUGCUGGCAGCCCAGAGUGGCCACAAUAAAUGUCUGGUUGCCUUGGUUACCAGAGGUGCUGACCAACAUAUCGUUGACCAACACGGCUGGACAGCACUGUUGUUGGCUGUUAAAGAUGAUAACAAAGAAAAUAUCAAUUUCCUGUUAGAGAAGGGCGGCGAUGUGAAUCACGUGACCAAUGAUGGGAAGACAACUCUACUGAUUGCAGCAGACGGAGGGUCACCUGAGGUCGUUGAACUUUUGAUCAAACAUGGCGCUAACCUAAACCACGCUGAUAACCAGGGAUACACGGCUUUAAUGGCGGCAUCCACACAUAUCAACCUUGAGCUCGUGAAACGAUUGGUUGAAUGUGGAUGUCACGUGAACCAAUCAGCAGACGGCGUGGUCACUGCCCUGAUGGUUAGCGCGGCAAACGGAAAUGUUUCCAUUGCCAGAUUUUUAAUCAGACGUGGCGCUGACGUCAACAGUGAAGAUUCGAAUGGAUGGAGCCCGUUGAUGCAUGCUGUUAGACAAGGCGAUGUUGACGUUAUCAAACUUUUGCUAGAUAAUGACGGUAAUGUCAAUCACAUUGCUCAAGGUGGGUUCACCUCCCUGAUGAUAGCAGCCGAGAGUGCCAGUAAGGAAGUUGUCUCUUAUUUGAUCAAACGUAGAGCAGACGUCUACAUGAAAGACAACGAAGGCUGGAAUGCUGCCAUGUUCGCAGCCAAGAACAGCAACUCUAAUGUGUUACGAUUAUUUGAGAAUAUAUGAUGUGUCUCAAGCUGGUCAAAAGGCUGUGUUUCUUACAGACUUUUUU
This is a messenger RNA of Physella acuta, 3087 nucleotides long. Its product is annotated as ankyrin-3-like. The record is from RefSeq and is a predicted model, not a curated record. Gene Ontology annotation, molecular function: protein binding. NCBI's taxonomy places the organism in Eukaryota, Metazoa, Mollusca, Gastropoda, Physidae.